Molecule: messenger RNA, 2295 nt
Organism: Drosophila takahashii
Lineage: Eukaryota; Metazoa; Arthropoda; Insecta; Diptera; Drosophilidae
Product: trichohyalin
Source: RefSeq, a predicted model, not a curated record
GUCGAAGUUGUAGCGAAGUUUUGGAGCCAAGCAGCCCCGGAAGUCCUACAAGUCGCUACCCAAGAAGGUUACUCAUCGCAAGCGAAAACCCCAAGUAAUAUAUACUUAGUAAGAUGCGGCUUUUCCUAAUUGGCCUGCUGGCCCUGGGUUCGGCGAGGGCCUUCUCCGUGAUCCGCACGAGUCAGCCGCAUGCGCAACUGGUGGCCUAUUCCCCGGCCAGAGGCGAGUUCCCCGUGGUCAGUGGUUUGGCCCAGGGAUACGUUCGCUACUACGAUGGAACGGGGGCAGAAAGGCUACUGCCCUACAACUACCCGGAGCCGCUGAACGGCAUCCGGGAUCUGUCCACCUCUAGUCUAAUCCGUUCGGGACUCCAGGAGCAGCAGCAGGAGAGCCAACAGAUUGCCCUGUUCCGCGCCUGGUGCGAGCAGCGCUACCAGGCCAUGCGUCUCGAACUGGAUCGCCUGAAGGAGCAGGGACUGAAGCCCACGCCCCAGUUGCUGGCCCAGUUUGAACCCCUGGAACAGAUUGUCAAGUUCGCCGCCUUUGAAGCCGUUCCCGGAUUGACUCCCGAGGUCCAGCGUGCCCGCGAUGAGCAGCUGCGGAUCUGGAACGAGGCCAGGCUGGAGGUCCUACGCGCCGAACAGGCUCAGCAGCUGCUAGGUCAGUCCAUGGAGUACCAGUACCAGUUGAAGAAGGAGGAGAAGAUGCCGCUGGAGCAGCCAGUUCUGGUGAAAACAUCUACCCCCCAGGUGGUUAGCCGCAUUGAUACCCCGCAGACCCACUCCUACGGACAGUUUGCUUCCAGUCAGGACAACCUGCUGCUCAAGACGGCCACGCAAACUGCUCCUCAGCCCGUGGAGGAAACCGCCGAGGUGAAACUGGCCCGCCAGGAGCAUCUUAAGCAAUUCAACGAGGCUCUGCUCCGUCAGCCUGCCCAGGAAACCGCCAUCCUGAAGACCGUUCCCGGCAUUCAGCAGCCAUUUACCCAGCCCAUUGUCAAGAGCACUACCACUACCACCUACGAAUCCCAGCCAGCACAAAUCCAGGGCAUCUUCCAGACCAACAGCUACCCAGAUCAGCAGCCUCUGCCCAUUGAGGAAACGCCGGAGGUGAAAAGAGCUCGCGAGGAGCACCUCAAGUUAUUCAACGAAGCGCUGCUUCGUCAGCCUGCUGCUUCCGAGGAACCCAUCCUGAAGACCACGCCCAUUCAGCAGGCCAUCAUCACCUUCCCCGAUCAACAGCCCAUCCAGGAAACACCAGAGGUCAAGUUGGCGAGGGAGGAGCACCAAAAGCUGUAUAACGAGGCCAUUCUCCGCCAGCCCAUUGAAGUGCAGCAGCAGCCCCUGCUGUCCGCUCCUCAGGCAAUCUUCAAGAGCCCCAUUGCCGAACCCCAGGCACCGCAGCCCAUCCAGGACACCCCCGAGGUCAAGUUGGCCCGCGAACAGCACCUCCUCCUCCUGAGCCAGGCCAAAAUCAAGGCCGAGGACAAGGUGGCCGACAUUGCGGACAUGAUUCUCCUGGAGGAGCGUGAGCGGGACAGGGAACGUCUGAUGGAGCUGGAGAUGCGCAAGCAGGAGGAGAAGGAGGCCGAAAAGGAGCGCCAGUUGGAGGCGGAUCGUCUGCGCGAGGAGACGCGCCUCCUGGAGGCCGAGCGCCUGAAGAUCGAGCAGGAGGAUCGCCUGCGCCUGGAGAGCGAGAAGCAGGAGCAGCUCCAGCUGAAGGCCACCCAGAUAACUAGCUUCCAGAAGGACACUCCCGAGUAUCUGCGCAAGGCGGAGCAGUUCAAGAUCAUCAACAACCAGGUGCAGCCUCAGCCAAGCAUUGUGACCCAGCAGCAGCAGGUGCAGAAUGGCUUCUUCCUGCGCAUCCAGACCAAUCAGCCGGUCGAGCAGCCAGCCAAUCCCUUCCUGGUGCGCUACACCACCAAACCGGCGGAGAUUCAGGUGCCCCUGCAGACGCUAGUGCCACUGAAGCAGCCCCUGCUUCAGCCUCUCUCCCCUGCCAUCCCGAACUCCCAACUGAAAGCCGGCUACAGCUCAUCCAAAUCCUCCAGCGAACUGGACAAGGCCACCAGGGAGCACUUCCGUGCCCAUGAGAUCGCUCUGGAGCAGCUGCGCCUGGCCAACCUGAAGAACCCCUGGACCCCCGACUGCCAGCACUAGGAAACUAAACCGGGAAACCUCCGAAUUGGAAUUGAAAUCACUUGCAUUGCCUUAGGUUAGAUCACACACAACUCACGUACACCCAUAACCCACCCAUAUCACUCAUACGCAUACUCGUACACCUGUAUACAUA